Clarias gariepinus (North African catfish) is the source of this 3827-nucleotide messenger RNA. RefSeq names its product GATA binding protein 6 (gene gata6). Bases 260 to 1702 code for a protein of 480 amino acids. The record is from RefSeq and is a predicted model, not a curated record. The transcript has 7 exons. Gene Ontology annotation, biological process: positive regulation of transcription by RNA polymerase II; negative regulation of transcription by RNA polymerase II; cell fate commitment. Gene Ontology annotation, molecular function: zinc ion binding; RNA polymerase II cis-regulatory region sequence-specific DNA binding; DNA-binding transcription factor activity, RNA polymerase II-specific. Lineage: Eukaryota; Metazoa; Chordata; Actinopteri; Siluriformes; Clariidae. Gene Ontology annotation, cellular component: nucleus.
UUCCUAUCUGUUACCAUGUGUGUGUGGGGUGUUUCUUUUUUCCCUUCUUUUUUUUUUGGCAAUAAUCAUGAGGCUUCACUGAGAGAGUGAGAGAGAGAGAAAGCGAGGGAGCACUGAGUCAAGACACGGAUGGAUUCAGUUCUUCUCUGGAGUCUCUUCAGCCGGACAGGGAGUCUAACUGCUUACUAACCCUCUGCAAUGAGGCUAAUCCGUCUCGUAUCCGUUUUCCGCACCCCGCGAGCUACCACACGGUUCCUGGAUGGACCUGGGCGAGCACAGCUGGUCCACAGUCAAGCGUGAAGUGUCCAGUAACCCGGGCUCGCCGUCCGAGCAGAUCUGCGUUCACGGCGAGCGCAGGGACGAUUUGAGGACGUCGCCUCUGGACCCAGCGGGGAGUCGGCGCGCAGACACGCGGCCGCUGGCCUCCUACGCCGCCUUCGGUCACCCAGUGAGCUCGGACGAGGUGCCGCUGUUCGCGGAUCUAGACCAGGCCGCUAAGCUGAGCGCGCACAAGACCGCCGGAAUCGUGGUGGACCCAGGCGACAUGUAUUCGACGCUGGCCGCCUACGAGUCGCCGUCGGCGGCUUACAUGCACUCCAGUCCAAACUCGCCGGUGUACGUGCCGACCUCGCGCGUCGGCCCGAUGAUCCCGAGUCUGCCUUACCUGCAGCCGAGCGCGGCGGCGUCGCAACCGAGCCACGCGGUCAGCAGUCACGCUGCCUGGUCACAGCCCGCGCCCGAGAGCCCGUCGUCCUACAGCACCGGGAGCCCACACGCCACCUCCACUCGCUUUCACUACUCGCCAAGCCCGCCCGUGAACAACGGCACGGCAAGGGACUCGACCUACCAGAGCGCACUGAACGCCAGCGGCAGGGAGCAGUUCCUGUCGCGACCCCUGAGCGGCUCCUACAGCGGGCCGUACGCGCCCUACGUGGGAGCGCAGCUGCCCCAGAUCCCCACCGCCUGGCCCGCCGGACCCUUCGAUAACUCCAUGCUGCAUUCAUUACAGAGCCGAGCGGCGCCGCUCUCCAUCCGGCCCGGACCUACAGACUUUCUCGAGGACGCGAUGGAGAGUCGAGAGUGCGUGAACUGCGGCUCCAUCUCCACCCCGCUGUGGAGACGCGACGGCACCGGGCACUUUCUCUGCAACGCCUGCGGCCUGUACAGCAAAAUGAACGGCCUGAGCCGACCAUUAAUUAAACCCCAGAAGCGCAUGUCAUCUUCUAGAAGAGUCGGUCUUUCCUGUGCAAACUGCCAGACCAGUACCACGACCCUGUGGCGCAGAAACGCAGAGGGGGAACCGGUGUGCAACGCAUGCGGACUCUACACUAAAUUACACGGGGUACCACGGCCACUGGCUAUGAAGAAGGAAGGCAUUCAGACGAGGAAAAGAAAACCGAAAAACUUGAACAAGACAAAAGGAUCGUCCGCAGGAAGCAGCUCUGUCCCCGUGACUCCAACAUCAUCAUCAUCUUCUGCAUCUGAAGAAAACUCAAAGAACAGUCCUCCAUCUGCGCAGGUGGCCGUGACCUCGGUGAAUUCCUCCGCUAUGGUGGGUCAUAUAGAAGUCCCAGGCACCACAAGCUCCAUCGUGAAGUACCCCGGCCAGGAGGGUCUGUACAGUAACGUGGGAUUAAUGUCCACUGGUGACGUGGCAGCGUCUGUACGAGGUGACACGUGGUGUCCCAUGGCUCUGGCCUGACACUGACCUGUGUGGAAUUAAAAAGCUCCUCAUCGCUCUACUCUACAUCAUCCCUGGCAUUCAUUUGUAAAAUGGCUGCUUUCAUCACGGUCCUGGAGUCGCCCUUAGAAAAAGAAAAACCUUGCUCAUGCUCGUGACUUUUCUUCGGCUUUGGAGAGCUUGUGCAAAAAAACAAAAAACAAAAAAAAAAUCCUUCUACUCCAAUUUUUUUUGGAAAUACACUCUCUGGAUGUUAAUAAUCAAGAAUACUAGUGCCGAUCCACAACGUGCCUUUGGUACUGUUUUUUUUUUUUUUUUAAAACCACAAACAGCACUACGAGUGUCGGUCCGAGGAGUAUGUGGAUCAAAACCUGUUUGAUUUUUUUCCCAGUUGGAAAAAAAUCGAAAAUUGACUGGAUUGGAUCGGAUUGCGUCAGAAGAGAAAUCAUUUCCAUCAGUUUUUCUUCUCUCAGUUUAACGGAAAGCGUUUUUCGUUUUUGAAUGACAAAAUUUUGAAAUCGUUCAAACUGGAAUCAAAGAUUAUACCAACCCCGCCCUCCCUCCCUCCCUCCCUCCGUCCCUCCCUCCGUCAUGAAUGAAUGAAAUUGUAUUUAUAAUGCCGGCUGUUGAAGAUUAAUGCUUAUAUUUGUCAAAUAAAGAUAAAGUCUGGUAGUGUAGGACCGAAGCCUGGUUCCUUGUUUUUAAGUCUCGCUGUUUAUGAGAUUCAUGUCUGCGUUUGCUGUUGGUGUAUCUGAUCCAUCCUAAUCUGCACAGGAUCUUCUGUUUUAAAAAAAAAAAAAAGAAAGAAAAGAAAAGAAAAAAAAGAAAAAGAAAAAAAAAGCUCUUAUUCAAUUGGACUGUAAUUGUUAAGGUUUAAUACAGGGUAUCUGGUUGCUUUUUAGCUCCUUGUUUGAUUCUUUCCAAUCAAAUCAAAAAAGUGUGAUUUUUAGUGUUAAAUGGUACUUUGACUUUUGUUGUGCUGAUUACGGUGGACUGAAAGGAUGAAAAUUUCAUACUUCAUUUUCAAUCACGAAUACAAACAAAACAACUCUAGACAAUAUCUCUCAGAACAAACAAACAAACAAACUGCACUCAGGAAAUCUUUUCUGAUGCUUUUUUUUGUUACAAAAGGUUUUGGUUUUUUUCCCUUGCUAUAAGACCUAACUACCUAACUUAACACAUUGGUAUGCAAAUACUAUAAUAUUUUUUAUUUGAAUUUAUUUGUUUAUUCUUUUCUUUUUUUUUUUUCUUCUCACAAUGAAAUAUACUGAAAUAUAUUCUUUACGAAAUGAUGUUUGGAUUUUGGUUUGAUCAUUUAGAGUGAUUUUUCUUGCUUCUCGUUGCUUAUCAUCCCGGCCGACAGAUAAGCUGUUAGAAUAACUCACGACCCGGGCGACUCUCUCGUGAGCGAGUCGGAUCCCAGAUGGAGGCUCAAGAGCUUGAAAGUAGAUACACGCUUAUCCCUGAAUGAUUCAUUUAGACGCGUCUGGACUUUAAGUAGAGUCUCUGGAGCACUAGGAGGACCUUUAGUGGAGAAGCCGAACUUCUCUUAGUGAAGUGGGAGAGCUUUUAUUUUUAUGCCGUGUGUAAGUGUGUGUGUGUGUGUGUGUCUGAGAGAGAGAGAGAGAGAGAGAGAGAGAGAGAGUAAUACAAGCAACAUUUGACCACAAUCCAUACUUUUUUCUUUUUUGUUUCUAUAAAUCUGUAGAGUUAUUUAUUUCUCUUAAAAAAAUGUGGUGUGUUUCUCCUUUUGUUGUUUUCUUAUUUUAUUUUAUUUGGCAUUAAUGUAUUUGUACAUUUUACAGCUCUAUUUGUUGAGGAGAUCAUUUCAUUUGACAUGAUCACAGAAGGCUUCUACUUCUUGUUUUCUCUAUCGAAAUAACAAAGAAAAAAAAAGGUUGCAAUGUUAUUUUUUUUAUCCUCAGCCCAUUUGAUUUGUCCUGAACGCACAUGGAAGACAUUUUGUACAUUUCUUUUAUGUCCUUUGUCGUGUGCUGAACAGACUUUCUCGAGCGAAGGCAUUGUCGUAUGUCUAUUUGUAAUCCAAUCAUUUUCCUGCGAAUGUUGCAGUUGCAGCGAGUUCAUCCACACUGGACAAAUAAUAAUAAUUAUUAUAAUAAUAAAAAAGAAAAAUCGCAGGAAUUCA